AUGGCCUACAAUGGGUACGGCUAUGCGAAUUAUCAGCAGCCGAAUGCGCGGGGCCAGAGCCAAACUCCUUACGCUUCAUCGGCCCAAGACCCCAAGCCGGCGGAACGGCCGCUCCAGAACAACCGCCAGGAAUACGCGCAGCGAGACACCAACUGGAGCGGACAAAAUAUAUCUAGGGUACAGGGUUCGAACUCGCAGGGUGCCAGAAACAAUUACUGGGUGGCCCCGACAAACAACGCCGUGAACCAAUCCAUGGGCUAUCAGCAACAGGCGUCAUAUCGCACUUCAGACAUAGAUCAGACCACAAAUUCGGCGCGCCAGUAUAAUAGCCAACCGCAAUCUCAGCACCAUACCAGCGCACAAGGGAGCAAUAGUUAUAGGGUUGAAUCUACUUCAAAUACGGGCAUAAGACAGAAUGCUGUGGCUCCUAGUACUCAUUAUGCUACUGGUACUUCACAAGCUCCGGCAGGGGUUCUUCCCACCACAGCUUCACAGGCCUAUCAGUCGCGGACGGCAUUGCAUCAACCUGACUCUACGCAGAACUCCCGCACUGCCGCAGCCACAGCAAUGACUGCUUUGUCCUCUGCUUCUAGGCACAAUUACAAUCAGAAUAUGACCGCUUCCACUUCAAAUACCUAUCAGAUAUCAAAUUCCACUCAGUAUAGCACUCCAGACCCUGGUUCAGCGAGAAGUCAGGUGGGAGCCAACACUGCAAGCUCGUCGAAUACUUUAUAUCCAUAUCACUCUGGAAAUUCCGAUCAAAGCCGUGAAGUCGGUCGCAUGUCAUCCUCCACUGACAUGCGUCAGAGGGGAGACACCUCGGAUAUGAGCAUGCCAUCGGCAUCGAGCGCGGAACCAUCGCCACAACUCCAAUACCGAGCCCACCAAACCCAAGUAGCAGCCGCCUCUCGCUCCCCAUCGCUCCCACACCAAAUUAGAAGGGCCCAGGUUCCUGCACCCCAAACCUGCCCUGGAAAACGACCAACUCCUAAUGAUACCCGGCAAGCGCUAGCUCUAGGUCAUAAUACCCACCACCCGCAGCAACAUACUGAGACGACCUCAGCUGCGGCAGCAUCAACCGCCCAGACAUCCCUGCCUAGGUUUGUUGAUCCUACAAGCAUAUAUAAUCCCUACUAUAUGCAGGUUGGGGUGUCUGAAGGUGCAGCUACUGCUAAAGCAAUCGUUGAACAGAACCCGGCGACCGUCUCAGAUCAAACGGAAGCUGCACAAACAGUAAUACGGCAAGAUUCUACUGGGCCUUCAGCACCGAGUCAGUCUCCCGAGCCAAGUGUCACAGCACCGGAAGAAUCCACGCAAGCCACAGCAGUGUCCACUACCCAUACGAAUGCCCCUGAGAAGCCGAAGAGGAAAAAACCACCAAAAGAAGUUUCGAAGGAUACUCCAAAGAAAGUAAGAAAGAGAGCGAGCCGAAAACGGAAGUCUGAUGCUACGUCGACCCCUAAACCAACUAUUGCAGAGCCUCAAGCCAGUUCAGCCACCAAUGGAGGGGCGAAGGAAAAUGAGGAUACAGCAAGCCAAAUGCAACGGAUGCUUGACGAAAUGCGCAUGAAGGACCCAAAUCUGUUUAGAUCGCUUUUGGCGGCCAACAUGAACAAAGCUGAGAAUAGUGAACCUGAGCGGACUCCCUCUAACGGUACAAGCAAUGCUCGGGCAGAAGGCUUGCCUAAUGUUGCUAAUACUGCCAGCCCCUCCACACUUCCACAGCCACCUACCUCCAGUGCUAGUACAGGCCGUACGCCUUUAGCAAAAUCUCCUAGCAAACGUACACCAGCCAAACGUACGCCAGUCAAAGCGACGGCUGCCCGUAGUACACCUAUCCAACAAGCAUCAAUCGAAAAUCCGACUCCUGUGCAGCGGCCACUAGAAGCUACUUCAGUGGUCGGUAGGCCCGAUACGCCAGUUGAUACUGGCACCGAUAGUCCACACACCGCCAAACCGGGGAUUAUUGAUGGUUUACCUGACCUGGGGAAAUUCCCAGCAUUACGACGAAAGCGGAAGCUGAAGACUGGGACUAGUUUUGUAGCAGAUGGGCUCAACCAAGGUACCGUUACCACAUUCCAUGUGAACGACCCAGGGUACAUAGAGGACCAAGCCAGCCAGUCGACCCCUAACCCUCAACCAGUUUCAAACGUUCCCCAGCACUAUGCCUCCUUAAGCGUUGAAGAGCAACGCCUGAGUCUUUUAGAUAAUUUCACUAAAACUGGACGUGCUGAAAUCCCCCCAACUCCCGCGAUACCCACUCCUGCAACAGAAAGCAUCCCCCCUAACCAAGUGGUCAAUAUCAAUAAUGCCCCAGCCGCCCAUCCCCCGCUGCAGCCGCCAACAGAAGGAACGAAUGGAAAUCGCAAGGCGGUAUCUUUCUGGCCUAAUCAUAAGCGCCGUGUUUUAGCUGAAUCAGCGUGCGAAUAUAUCGCCACAUAUCCAGGCAAUAAGGUCAUUACUCCUGAUUUUGUAUCAAGCCUAAUUGAACAAAACCCGAGCUAUAUUCAACUUUGUCACAUGCUAGAGCAACAUGGCUAUACUAUAAAUAAGGUCCAUUUUGCGAAGCAUCUUUUACAAGCAUUCCCUGAUCUCGGUGAGAGCUCUGGAAAGACAAAGGUCGAAACUCAGCCAACAUCGCAACCUCCCCAGCCUAUCCUACCAGUCUCAUCCUUCGUUUCCCCAACUCCGUCACCCGCAGCCCUCCCCCAAUCAAGUCAGAAUGGGGUGAGCCCCCAGGUAGCUACUGACUCGAAGCCGGUUCCCCCAUUAUCGCGAGAGGAACAACGUCAAAAAUCCCUUAAUCUACUUCAUCUUUCUCGGCGCACCAAAAGCGCCUCUCAACGGCGUAUUUCAAUUUCUGCUUCGCCGGCACCGCAACCUCGCGAACCACUACCCAACUCCAAGGAAUCGAUGGCCCGAAAACGAACAUUCGCAGAAAUUGUGGACCUUUCGGCUCUCAGUGAUGAGGAAGAUGACGAUGAUGAAGUUGAAGAAGUAGUUGACCAGCAAAAUCACGAUGAAGUCACUAUUGAAGAUCCAAUGGAUACUUCACCUGAUGGCCCUAUCGAAUCCGUGGCGGAGACCACCAUGUCCAUGCAGCCCUCUGCAAUGGAAUCUCCACCACUACCAGAGUCAAGAAGCCGUAGCGCCACGCAACCCGUCCAGACAUCGCCUGGUAUGCCUCGAGACCCCUCGCUCAUACCCGAACCAGCUCCAGAGAAAGCCGCCGAUUUAGCAAACUUCCAAUAUACAGAAACAUCUUAUGCCAGCAGGAAAGAGGAACUCCGCCGUUAUGCUGGUAUCGUCAAACCCAUGGACAAAGCCAAAGCGUUAAAGAGGUCGUACUAUGAUCCCCGAACUAUCGCCAGAGAUAUCCUGAUUGCUGCUGGCCGCCAUCCCACAGAGCGCCCUCUCAACCAGCACUUGUUAAAGCUCAAGGAGAAGUUUCAACAUAUGGAUUACUCCUCCGAUCUCGAGACGUUCCGCUGGGAUCUCGUCGACCCAGGCGGCCCUCCUCCCCCCAAAACUGCCCCUGUCCCCAUCAUCACCCAGCCGAAGUUCGAGUCACGUGAGAUGUUGCAGACUUCACGUGACCCUGCUAGCUCCCAGCAACUUCCUGGUGCAGCCAACGCGACCGCUCAUCCCCUGCCUCAGCAUCAUAAUCCAACAGUCGAAGCCGACGCUCCCUCGAACCCCAUGGCACCAACGCACACCUCUCCUUCCUUUGCCUCUUCUCUCCCCACGAGACCUGGGCCGCGCCGGGCCGGGCGUCCCCCCGGCGCGAAGAAUAAGCCGAAACUUGUUCCUCAUACGACUAGGAACAUCGAGGUUGCCAUCCCUACUGCCACACCGCGAAAGUCGUCGGGCACGUACCAGAUAUAUGAGUGUCGCUUUGAUGGCUGUGGCGCCAGGCUACACAACUUUGAUAUAUUUCGAAAGCAUGUCUUGAAACUGCACGGUCGACCUGAUGAGAUACCCGCAGUCUGCAUGUGGGCAGGUUGUGCCUCGUUAGGAAAAGGCGGACAAGUAGAACAGGGGAGAUUUUCUGCUAAGGAGCUCAGGGAGCAUUUGGACAGAGUGCACCUGAGCCAGCUGGCUUGGAAACUGGGUGAUGGGCCGAAGCCCAUAUCCUCCGGUGAGACUGGAAAGUUCAACCAACCAAUUGUUAUUUCCUAA
Molecule: messenger RNA, 4179 nt
Organism: Arthroderma uncinatum
Lineage: Eukaryota; Fungi; Ascomycota; Eurotiomycetes; Onygenales; Arthrodermataceae
Exons: 3
Coding region: 1-4179 (1392 amino acids)
Source: RefSeq, a predicted model, not a curated record